AUGGAGAACCCAGCAUUUUCGGGCGUUAUUGCUCCAAGCAAAACACUUUUGGCCUUUGCUAUCGCUAUUGUGAAACAUAAACCUCCAGACAAAGACGUCAAAGACUAUAUCCUGGAGAUCCGCCACUUUAUUCGACACGGCUUGCCAGUCGAGUCGUCCGACAAGUUCUUCGACAGUGUCGCUUUCUGGCAAAAGGCAUACGGAGAAUCCGAGGCAGAGCAGGCAAAACUACUCAACAAAGUCUUCGAGCUGGAACAACGUACUCAGGGCCUUCUGUCAAAGAUCAACGAAGCCCAAAGCGCCAGCAAUACAUUUUCACCAUCUAACAAACGGAAAGCCUCUUCAUCAGGGAGGCUGAAAGGUUUGGAUCCGCCAAGGAAGAAGGCGCAAUCCCGCAACUCACAGGCUCAACGGGUCAAAGCCACCGAUAAUGAGGAUGAUGAAGAUUCCCGCAAUGAAAAUGUAGACCCAAAACUCAUGAGACAACUGUACACCGUUGAACGUGCUCUCCAAAAGAGGUAUAACAGCAAGCCACUCACAACCGAUGCCGUUACUCUGUGUAAAAUAGCAGAGUCGGAGAUUUUGGGUGCUAUAAUCCGACUGAAUACACCGGAAAGCCAAUCGAAGAUCCCUUCCAAUCAGCAGAACCGAAAACCAGAUCUGACUACCAUCACCAAAGCUACAGAACUAUCGUUCAACUUGGUCCACCAAGCUCUACACAAAGUGAUAGGAGCGCAAGGAGAAGAUUAUUGCAAGGGGCAGAUAAUCUACUACCUCGUGUGUCUUUUUGAAUCUACAAUGGGUUCCCUCACUCAGCUUUGCACGGCAUCACCACAGACCGUUUCAAGCACGGUUCUCCAGGAAACUUCAAAGGGCAACCGAAAGAAAACUCAAAGUCAAGGAAACAGCCAAAAGAAAAAAGCAUCAAUGAUUUCAAAGGAAAAGAGAUUGAAAAUUGAGAAGAAAGAAGCUCACCUUCUGCUCGACCUGCUAUGCACAAUGGCAAUGUCUCUAGAUUUGACCCGAAAUGAAGACCAGGAGGUGAUGGAGGGAUUUCUUUUCAUUGUUAUAAACCGCAGGGGGGUACUGGGUAACCAGGUCUCUGAUACGGAGAUUAUGAACUCUCGGUUCAUUCUGAACACGAAGAGGCGUUUGCAGAAGACUCUCAUGCAGGCGGUCUUUGGAGAUGACGACCCGUUGUUUCGAGGAGGGUUGGUUCGUCCCGCAACGCCUCCGGCUUUGAGUGAUAAUGGUCGAUCAUCCACCCGACAGAAGUUCCCUGAAUGGUUUACUGAGGAGCUAUGGCGCUUGGUUGGUUGGGAUCUUUUGAAUUUCAUCCCGGAAAGAGGAUAA
Penicillium pulvis is the source of this 1353-nucleotide messenger RNA. RefSeq lists its product as uncharacterized. The coding region runs from base 1 to 1353 and encodes 450 amino acids. The record is from RefSeq and is a predicted model, not a curated record. The transcript has 5 exons. Lineage: Eukaryota; Fungi; Ascomycota; Eurotiomycetes; Eurotiales; Aspergillaceae.